This is a messenger RNA of Schistocerca cancellata (South American locust), 3323 nucleotides long. RefSeq lists its product as uncharacterized. Lineage: Eukaryota; Metazoa; Arthropoda; Insecta; Orthoptera; Acrididae. The transcript is spliced from 2 exons. The record is from RefSeq and is a predicted model, not a curated record. Bases 1 to 738 code for a protein of 245 amino acids.
AUGCCCGCGGUGGCGGUGCGCCACGAACGGCGCAAGCAGGAGAAGCGCGCCGGCGGGGGCGGCGGGGGCGGGCGCCGGCCCAGCCAGCUGCAGCUGCAGCUGGCCGCCCUGAAGGGCCGCGGCUCGCCGCCGUCGCGCGCCACCUCGCCCUCGCCCUCGCCGCAGAGUCCGCCCAGCGUGCGGCAGCUCGACGACCCCUUCUCCAGGGAGAUCUACGUCUGCGGCAAGGUAUCUAUUCUCCACUUGUUGGUGGUGUCCCUGCUGCUGGGUACAGUUUUGCUGAUAGUUGGACUAGUCCAGCUGAAACCAGGAGCAGAUGCCUCCGACCAUCGAUAUGCUCUGCUUGGUGCAGGAGGAGCUCUAGUGGUGAUUGGGGCCAUACUAACAUCAGUGCGCUGUCGACUGUUACCGUGCUAUGAAGCCACUUCUGCUUCACAUGAGUGUAUACAGACACAACAUUCACAGCUAGAGACACAGCAACAAGAACAAGAAUCUCAGCUUCCAGAACAGAAUGAAAAUAAUGAGACACCAGCUGUGGAAGACAAUUCAGUUGUUGUGGAGCAACACCUCAGUAUGAGUGGAGGUUCUCAUGGCGCCUUCCUCUCAUCUCCCUCUGAGCAUGAUGCACUGCUUAUUCCCACUUCAUCUUCUCAAAACACCGUUCAUGCCGUAUCUCACACUCCUUCUAACUGCAACUGUGAUCCUGAAAAAGCUUGCACUACAGUUAGUAACUCUUAAGGGGUGUCAUUGUUCCGUAAUACUCAGAGCCUGGUCUCUACAGCUGGCAUAUGUGAUUCUGAGAUUUGGAAAUGAAAGAUACAGUAUGGGAAGAAAAUUAAAUGCUUCUCUGUGUAGCAUAACCUACAGUGUUCCACUGAAUCCUGACCAUCAUUAAGUUAACUUCUACUUUUUCUGAGUAGAAUUUAGCUCAGAUACAGCAGCACUUUACAAACAAACUUUAAAAAUAUUUUUAGGGAUUGAAAUUGUAAAAUGCUGUCCACAAUCAUUGCAGAUUGUCUCACUGUCCAUACUUCAUGUGAAUACCAGUGCUCUUUAUUUAUCAGUAUUAGCAUUAGCAGUAACUUUCAUUAAUGGAUAAUUUCAUAUUAUUAUGCUACACCAGAGUUUGACAAGAAGUAUCUACAUUACUUAACCAAACUGGGAGUUAUGAAUCCCAUAACUCUGCAAAAGAACAAUGGCAUAUCUUAGUUUUCAUAUAUGCCAGUUGCAAAGAACCAUCAUGACAGUGCCUUCUAGCACAUCUUCUUCACAGCAGGCACCAUGACACAUCCUUGAAAAUGCAUACAGAGAGAUAAAAGUAUGCUCUAAGAAGUAUCCCACUGUAUCAAAAAUUGUGGUUAUGUACACUGCUAUGCAUUUUCAUUUCUUUUCAUCUUUCUCUGUCUUUUACUGUCUCUCUGUAUCUCUAACUCUCACAUCAUAAAUUUAUUUGAACCUCUCCCAUCUCCUUCCAUUUUCACCCACUGACUCAGCAUAAGAAAUGCAUUCUUCUAUAUGUCACUCAUCAUUUACAGAUUUGUUAUGCUAUCAUAGAUUUCAAUAUAUUUCAUGUACUGUAACAUCACACUGUAAUGCUUCAAAAGCACUGUUACAGAAACAUUCCCAUCAUACAAAAGAUAUACUUUUGGAUGCCUUGAAGCUUGUAAACUCCAUAAAAGGAGGUACUUAAAUACUCUGUAUAGUACAUUUUAUAAUUAUAAAUUUUAAGAUUAAGAUUGAUCGCAAUUAAAACAACUUUAUAAAAUAUUAUUUACACAAAAAUUGUUUACAAAGAUCAGCAGUGGAAUAUAUCUUUACAUAAAAAAGUUGUAUAAAUUACUGAACUGCCUACUGCAGUCAAAUAUAUUGUAAACCAGGUGUAAAAAGCAACACAUUGCAAAAAAAAAACAAUUGUGCUGUUUUCAUGCUGAUUUAUUUAGUCUAUAAAGUCAAUUUCAUUAUAUAAAUAAAUAUGCAACAAUGCUCAGUUGUGUUUUCCACUGACUAAAAUCAUGCGCAGUAUAUGGCAAACAUACUAAUAGGUUAAGAGUGUAGAAACAGGCACACACACAAAUACAAGAAACACGUUUUCCACAAAUUUGAUAUCACUUUAUAAAGAAGUUCAAGGAACCUUGCCAAUAUUCUUGAUCUGGAUCUUUCCCAUUUCAUCAGUCUCUUGAAAUACCAUUAACUGUACCACCAUUUACCAAUUUACAAUUUAAAAAAAUGGUUUCUGUUGUAUUCAGUGUGUCAUUGUAAACUGACUGACCAUUCAAAUAACAUUCUUUACCUCUGACAAAGUAUAGGUAAGCUGUAAGUAUCUCAGACCAAAACAUUAUUACAUGUGAAAGUAUAACUUACGUUAUUAAUUUGCAGUGUGAACUUGUUUGGUAGACUGCAGAGCUGCAUUUAUGGGAUUAUGGAAAAAUAUGAAUGACAAAAAUUUGUCUUUAUAAUGAGCACAAAGAAAAACUCAAGCCAGCGAGAUUAAUAAGUUUUUAUCAGGUAAUGAAGAUGCUUAAAUGGUAACUGAAAUCUGUUACAGCAUUAAAAAUCCCAGAAAUAGAGCUGAGCUUUGUAUAUAGAAUAGAACUAACAUUGUUCUUGGCAUAUCCCCUCUCAUCAUUUGGUCUAUGUUUGUACCUUUAUUUUACAAAAUUUUCCUCUGUCACUUCUUGUGUAUAACAUGAUAGCACUUGCAGUAAGAAGAAGGAUAACAAAUUUUAUUAAAUUCGAUAUACUCCUAUUCAUAUGUGACCUUUACAGCAGCCUACCAGCACUGCUAUUCUAUGUAAAUGUCAUUUGUCCACUAAACCAAGGUGUGAAAAAUAUCAUACGAGUGCAGAUGCAUAUGUUGAAAAACUGCCUGACAUUUCUAAAGGACUCUAGGUGACCAACAUUCUACUUCAUUAAACCACUUGUUUGUUCCAUUUGUAAUUUUUCUUCUGUCACCAUGCUGCAUCACAAACAAUAACUACAAAGCGCUAUAUAUUAGCUUUUUUUCAGACAUCAAAUAUGUUCAUGAUCCUGUCCAUUUUAACGCAUAAUCUGUUACUAACACUAUUAAUGACAAUAGUCAAUUUUAUUAGCUCUGUGUCAGUCUAGCCAUGCACUUGGGGAAUGGUUCAAAAUUUUGCCAUGUUAUCUUCACAAGAGAAGCAAUGAUGGAAACAUUACAUAACCACAGGUGAUUUAUGUAAUUGUUAUAAUACUGGAGAUUCAGCCUGCAGAUUUUUUGGCAUGCAAUGUUAAUCGAAAACUACCCCUGAUUUUAUGGAUAAAAUUUAUAUUGAAUAGAUUCUUUUGGAACUGAAAUUACAGUU